Molecule: messenger RNA, 3391 nt
Organism: Harmonia axyridis
Lineage: Eukaryota; Metazoa; Arthropoda; Insecta; Coleoptera; Coccinellidae
Exons: 5
Coding region: 877-3270 (797 amino acids)
Biological process (GO): DNA recombination; DNA integration
Molecular function (GO): DNA binding
Source: RefSeq, a predicted model, not a curated record
GAGCGACCGCAAUUUUUUUAAAUUGACUAGAUAAAUAAUACAAUCAUUGAUUGAAGUUUGAAAUAUUAGUCAACUAUUCUGUUAACUGCGGUAUUAACAUUGUAUAAACAUUACAAUGGUAUUAGUUGCGAUUAUUAAACAGCCCAAGAACUGUUUUUAGUACUAAUAGCAAUGUAGAGGUGUCAUUAAAAAAAACAGACUUGAAAGAAUUAUAGUCAUUGCAGCUUGUGGUACAGUUAUAUUCUGAGAAUAUAGUCACCUUAGAAUAUAGAUACUUAUUAAUGUUCUAAGAUAGUCACUAAGGAUAAAGAUAGGUUCAAUGAAUGGAAGCAGGCAAUCAACAACUAAUGAAAAUUGAUCCACAAAAAGUUUAUAAAUCGAAAAGGCUCUGUCAUAAUCAUUUUAGGCCAAAUAUGUUUCGGGUUGUCGAACACUUAAGCAUGCUGUUCCAAGUUCCAACACUAAAUCUUUUUUGUAUGUGAAAACCACAUUUUUCUAAAACAUGGAAAAAUGUACAUAUAUGUACAUAUUAAGAAGUAAGGCCGGCCAUACAUGUUGCGGUGUACCGAAGAGGUGUUGCUACAGGUUACCUUUGUGCAGGCAAACCGGAACGUGUGUGCCAGCCUUUGCCGUUAUACCUGCGCACGCGUACCGGCCUGUACAGGUGACACUAGUGCGUGCGUACCGAAUUUCAUUUCGCACUGGUUGCUAGGCAACAAAUACGAAAUGGAAUAUUUCGUAAUCGAUCUGCUAUUUUCGAUAACAAAAACUGGGGUAGCUUACAGACAGAAUAGGCUGAGAUAGGAGACCGACAAAUAAUUGCAACAGUUUGUGCAAAUAAUUUUGUUGCUAUUUUCAAGAUAUUAGAUAAUUAAUAUGGAAAGUGAUAGUGAUACUGACUUGGAAUUUACACCUCUAAGCACAAGAGAAGCAGCAAAUUUAAGAACACUCGGUUCAUUACCGGACGCUUCCAAGAAAAUGUACAUUCGAGCUUAUAACCUAUUUCUAGAGUGGAAAGUAGAACAAAACGCACAAUCGUUUUCUGAGAACGUUCUAGUUGCUUAUUUUGGCGAGUUGGCUGAGAAAUUCAAAAGUUCGACAUUAUGGGCACAAUACUCAAUGUUGCGAAUGACUCUCAGUACUCAUAAUAAUAUAGAUAUUGCAAACUACUUAAGACUGAAAGCAUUCCUUAAUCGACAGUCUGACGGUUACAGACCCAAGAAGUCGAAGAUCUUUACGGCAAAUGACAUCAAUAAAUUUAUUAAAUAUGCCCCAGAUGAGAAAUAUUUAGUGACAAAAGUCGGAGCAAUCAUGGGCAUCAUUGGCGCUUGUAAAAGACAUGAAUUACACCAAAUGAAAAUAACUAAUUUCAUUGAUUUGGGUUCAGCUGUUUUAGUAACUAUACCAGACACUAAAACCAAAAGUAUACGAAGUUUUACAGUAACUAGUCCUUACUAUGAAAUUUACAAGAAAUAUGCAAAUCUCCGCCCUUCAGAUGCAUAUAAUCCAUGGUUCUUCAUUAAUUAUCAAAAAGGAAAAUGUACCGGCAACAGAAUAGGCGUGAAUAAACUUGGAGGAAUGGGAAAAGAGAUUGCUAAAUAUUUAAAAUUGCCAAACCCUGAAUUAUACACCGGACACUGCUUUCGUCGAUCUUCAGCAACAAUUCUUGUGGAUGGUGGUGCUGACAUAACUAGUUUAAAGUGUCAUGGUGACUGGAGGUCCACGGCAGUAGCCCAGGGAUUUAUCGAUAAUUCGGAACAAAAUGUGUUCGACAUAGGUGUGACUGGCUCAAUUGAUACAUUUUGUAAUGUAUCGGCAUCCACUAGUUCCCUACAAGAGAUUUCAAAUACUUCUUCUCAACUGUGGGCACUUGAUAAUACUGUUACUGAGAUUUCAGCAUGUACUAAACCUUCUAAUAGUGAUCAAGAUGCAAUUGACAACGAAAAUCGAUAUAAAGAUCCAGAUAUCGGAGACCCUUUGGAGCCAGAAAAUAUAGAGAAAAUAAUAAACACCGAAAUUGAUGAACCUGCCUUCCAAGAGGAUGAAGCCACCCUAGUUCAACCACCUCAAAUGAUCAUUCUGCCAGAUCAAAGUGCUUCUACAAUUCAUAGUUCAAACACAGUCCUCCAAGCUGUGAAAACAUUACAAGUUCCCAAGCAGUCUUCAACUCCGAAUGAUUCAUGGUUCAAGAACGCUGCCACAGCAAUUUUAAGGAUCAACACGAAUUUAUCCUACUCAGUGAUUCGACUGGAAAAGGAACAAUCCAGCGCCAGCAACGCUAAAGAACAUGAAGUCUUCAACAAGCUACAAGAGAUCUUGAACAGUUCCAUCAAUUCCAUGAUCCAGAUCAGGAAGAAUUUGAGAGCAGAAUUCAUUUCGAGCAUCAACUCCACUAAGUUUUUUCCAAAGACAGCCUCCGAUACGGGAACCGCUAAUUCUGGUCAAAAAAGAAAACUUCCUGAGUCUUCUCAAAAUCCAGCAAAGAGAUUGAGGAUUCAAAAUUCACCUGCACCAAUCAGAAUUGUCCUAAGCAACAGUACUGGGACAACAUCUCAUACUAUCCCAGCAACAUCUCAUACUAUCCCAGCAACAUCACAUACUAUCCCAGCAACAUCUCAUACUAUCCCAGCAAUAUAUCAUACUAUCCCAGCAACAUAUCGAACUAUCCCAGCAACAUUUCAUACUAUCCCAGCAACAUAUCAUACUAUCCCAGUAACAUAUCGUACUAUUCCAGCAACAUCUCAUACUAUCACAUCAAAACCUCAUACUGCAUCUAAAGGUUAUUUGAAAGUGAAAAGUUUUGGACAGCUACAAACGGAUUCUUUUCCUGACAUAAGUGUGCCAGAAGUAGUGAAUAAUACAGAAAAAGAUCCUCUCGAAGAUGAUGAAAAUAUAGCUGAAGACAAAAGUGAAAAUAGCAAAGAUGAUGUUUAUGAACCAGAAAAACCUUUAACGGAAAUUAUUGCUGAUAUGGUUACAAAUGGAGUGGAACAAAUUUAUCCAAUAGAGGAGACAUUGCAAAUAAAACAAGAAGAUUGUGAAUAUACAGAAAAUAGUGAUGAAAGUGAGGACAUAAAUGAUAUAAAGAUAGAGCACAUCGAAAUUCCAUGGGAUGGUAUAAGUGAAGGAAAUAAUAGUGAACAAAACGGACAUUUUACUAAGUGUAGUGAGAAUUUCGUGAGUGACGUUGAAGUCAAAUCAGAACCCGAAGAAUAUUUGUAUAGGGUUGAAGAUUGUUCUGUCCCAAGAAAGCUGUCUGAAGAAGGUUGAGAAUAGUUAUUUAUAAUACAAGUGCAGAAGGCAUUGAUAUUCUUCCACCAGUUCAAAAUUCAAAAACGAGCCACGAAGUGGCGAGUUUUGGAAUGAACGAGUGGUAGAAUGAGCCUUCUGU